Messenger RNA from Myotis lucifugus (little brown bat), 391 nucleotides. RefSeq names its product adipogenin (gene ADIG). The transcript is spliced from 3 exons. The record is from RefSeq and is a predicted model, not a curated record. Bases 1 to 240 code for a protein of 79 amino acids. Gene Ontology annotation, biological process: white fat cell differentiation; brown fat cell differentiation. Gene Ontology annotation, cellular component: nucleus; lipid droplet; cytoplasm. Lineage: Eukaryota; Metazoa; Chordata; Mammalia; Chiroptera; Vespertilionidae.
AUGAAGUACCCUCUGGUGCCGCUGGUGAACGACCUCACGUUCUCUUUCCUGGUGUUCUGGCUCGGCCUGCCCGUGGCCUUGCUGUUGUUCUUAUUGAUCGUCUGGUUUCGCUUCUUACUUAGCCAAGAUUCAGAGGAAAAUGAGUCGGAUUUGUGCUUUGACUGGGAGCCAUGGAGCAAAGGCCCAGCCGAGUGGGACAGUACACUCCAGAGCCAAGAGGAGGAGAGGCCCGGCCAGUGAGCCUGUUCUGCCAGACCCAACCUGCCAGUUGCUCCCAGCUUGGUUUUCCUGGAGUCCGCUGGGCAGUGGCAAUGGCCCAAGUGGAUGGGAGAGACUCGCCAAGGAGGGGAGAGGACUUCAGCGACUGAGGCGCUUUUCUGGGACGCCCACC